UCGGCUAUAACGCUGGGAUUAGCGCGUGCGGGAAGGGCGAACAGUGGCAGCAAGCUUUGGCGCUGUUCAGCGAGAUAUGGGAGGCGAAGCUGGAGGCCAGCGUCAUCUUCAGCUACAACGCUGGAAUCAGCGCGUGCGAGAAGGGCAAGCAGUGGGAGCGGGCCCUGGCGCUGCUCCGCGAGAUGGGGGCGGCGAAGCUGGAGCGCGACGUCAUCAGCUACAGUGCUGGGAUCAGCGCGUGCGAGAAGGGCGAGCAGUGGCAGGGGGCCCUGGCGUUGCUCAGCGACAUGGGGGCGGCGAAAAAGGAGCCCAACCCUCAGUCAGCUACAAUGCUGGGAUCAGCGCGUGCGAGAAAGGCGAGCAGUGGCAGCUAG
This is a messenger RNA of Prorocentrum cordatum, 374 nucleotides long. The record is from the annotation of a GenBank genome assembly. NCBI's taxonomy places the organism in Eukaryota, Dinophyceae, Prorocentrales, Prorocentraceae.